AUGAUGGGCUCUUGGGGUGUCCAGACCCCAGUACCUAUGGUCGCAGAUCCUUUUCUCCAACAAACGACCUACACAGAUUUGUUGACCUUCACUUUUUGUGGGCCAACGCCAUAUAAUCAAAAUCAACCACUCUUCAUUGAUGCCGAAGAUCCCUCACGCUCAUUUACGGGCACCCAAUUUCGCCAGCUAGUUCGGACGUUGAUUGCUGGCUUUAAGGCAUAUGGCAUACAGCCGGGUGACUGCGUGCUCCUGCACUUGGGGAACAGCAUCCUCUACCCUGCCCUAUUUUUUGGUAUCAUCGGUGCUGGUGGUGUAUACAUGGGAUCAAAUCCCCGCAGCCAACCGCAAGAAUUGGACCAUAUCAUAAGUCUGGCUGAGCCCAAGCUUAUCUUCACUACGGCCGAGGCCCUACCAAUGGUCAUGAAUGUCGCUGCUGAGCGAGAAAUACACCCUAGCCGCGUUUGUCUGGUAGAUGAUCGAGCUGUCGAUCACUGCGCGCGGCUGUUUUUGCAAUUCGAGCUGGGAUAUCAGACACGACGCGACUCGAUACCUGUUGGAAAUGCGCCGCACUCGAACUUUGCCCAUCUCCUGGACUUUGGUGAAAGUGGUUGGUUAAUGUUCAAUGACCCAGUGGUUGCGCAGAAUACCCCAGCCGCCAUGUUCUCGACCAGUGGCACUGGUGGUCUACCCAAAGCGGCUAUUUUGUCACACCAUGCGAUCGUGUCUCACCAUCGCUCUAUACAAUAUGAGGUGCCGUAUCUGACAAGUCGACUCAUGUCACUGCCUAUGUUCCACUUGUUUGGUGCUCUAUGGACUCAUCUUUUUCCCGUCCGAUAUGGCCACCCACUUUUCGUCUUGCCACGCUUUGAGAAAGGGCAGUUUCUCAAGACCAUUCAUAAAUACCAGAUCUCGGAGACCUAUCUAGUCCCGGCCAUCAUUCACUCUCUGAAUCGAUCCUCUCAUCCUGUUGCGGAGUAUCUACAAUCUCUACGUUAUGUUGGCGUCGCGGGAGCCCCCCAUUGA
Molecule: messenger RNA, 1023 nt
Organism: Penicillium manginii
Lineage: Eukaryota; Fungi; Ascomycota; Eurotiomycetes; Eurotiales; Aspergillaceae
Exons: 2
Coding region: 1-1023 (340 amino acids)
Biological process (GO): secondary metabolic process
Molecular function (GO): CoA-ligase activity
Source: RefSeq, a predicted model, not a curated record